Molecule: messenger RNA, 1584 nt
Organism: Colletes gigas
Lineage: Eukaryota; Metazoa; Arthropoda; Insecta; Hymenoptera; Colletidae
Exons: 1
Coding region: 273-992 (239 amino acids)
Source: RefSeq, a predicted model, not a curated record
UUUUUUUUUUUUGGCUUAAACGAUACUUUAGGGGCAUAGAAACAGUAUGCCAUUUGAUUUAUAGUGGAAAACAAAUUUCAAAAGGUUCAAUUAUCGAUUUUGCCGCAGCGUCUCAGAGCGCGCGUUGAGCACUCACAGGGCGCGCUGUGAUUCAUCGCUUUUGUACUUCUUUUACCUUUUGAAAUAAUAAGUUUAAAGCCAUCUUAGAUUCACAGGCCUAUGGAAAGUUUACAAUUAAUAAGAAAGAAUGCAUUGAUCAUGUGCAAAAGCGAAUGGGUACUCGCCUUCGCAAUUUAAAAAAAAAGACAAAAGGCCUUGGAGGAAAAGGCAAGCUAACAGGCAAAUUAAUUGACGAGUUGUCAAUUUAUUAUGGUCUAGCAAUACGUCGAAAUCAUCAUUCCGUUGAAAAAAUGCGUAAUGAAAUCUACGCGACGCUAGACCACAAAUUGUCGACUGACGAUGAACCGAAACACGACAAAUGCCCGCGCGGAGAAAACUCAUGGUGUUCAUGGCAGAAGGCACAGGCUACUGGAUCAGACCAUACGCAUAAACCACCUCUAUCUCAAGAAGUUUACGAAGCGAUUUCUCCAAUUUAUGGCGAAUUAAGCGGUGACAAACUGCUUUGUCGUUGUAUCGGCGGCUUUACGCAAAAUAGCAACGAGAGCUUCAACGCCACAGUCUGGUCAAUGGCUCCGAAAUCGACUUCCAGCGGCAAACACGUUCUUGACACGGCAGUUUAUAUUAGUGUAGGCAUAUAUAAUGACGGCCUAUCAGCUAUCAUGAGGCUUAUGAAGAAUUUGGAUAUGACAAUUGGGCCGAACUGUUAUAACUUCUGCGUGGAAACCGACAUGCGCCGCAUCGACUUUUCCGAGAGAUCGCUUAGCGAUGCCGCAAAAAAGGCCCGAACAUCCAUAAAAGAAUCUAGGAAGGCAGAGGAGGAGGCGAACAUCGACCUGGAUGGCCAAAUGUAUGGUGCAGGCAUUGCAGAUUAGAGGUAAACGAAAAUUUCAAGGAUUAAAGUCUUCAUAAAACUUUAAACGCGUUUUUCUCGCAACCACUUUUUUCAAAUUGGGAGGACAGAUUUCUCGGUGACUAUUGCAUGGAUCGAUUUGAAAUUUUUACAGUAGCUUCACAACAAUAUUCUCUUUGGAAGUACGUAGCCGUUUUUUGAUUGAAUGUAAACUUUUUUUUUUAUAAGCAAUUCAAUGCUCAUUUUUAGGGCAAAAAACCGAUUCAUUUCUUAAAAAGUGCACUACUUCCACAAAAAUCGAUUAAAAGAAAAACCCCUACGUACUUCCAAAGCCAAUUGUAUAUAGAUUAUAAAUUUUUUUGGUUUUUUGUUCCAGGACUCAUACAUGGCGAGAAAUUCGUCCUCCCAUGGCGGUGUUUUUAAAAAAGCUGUUUUCGAUGACGGGCUCUGUCGCCGCCAUUUUGUAUGAAAAUGAAAGUAAAAAAAUUGUUUUUCGUACUUCAAUAUGUGUUAAAUAAACCCUCUGAAAAGAAAUUCUAUUCCGUUUGUCACACUCCCAAAAUAAAUUGUCAAAUUUAGGUCUUUUUUUCUGCCUCUAGAGUGGUUUUACCCCU